This is a messenger RNA of Tympanuchus pallidicinctus (lesser prairie-chicken), 1998 nucleotides long. Its product is annotated as Fc receptor-like protein 3. Gene Ontology annotation, biological process: cell surface receptor signaling pathway. The record is from RefSeq and is a predicted model, not a curated record. Lineage: Eukaryota; Metazoa; Chordata; Aves; Galliformes; Phasianidae. Gene Ontology annotation, molecular function: transmembrane signaling receptor activity.
CUCAAAUCACAUGUAAGCUGUCACUGCUGUCACCUCAGUGCGAGUGCAUGGGGACGGCGAGGAGCAUCGCGCUGCUGCUGUGGGCUCAGCUUCUCAGCCUCGUUGGCUCCCAACCCCCCCUGCUGACGAUGGACCCCCCCUGGACACCGCAGUUCGUGGGGCAGAAUGUGAAGCUGACCUGCGGGGAGCCCAGCGUGAGCAGCUCCAGCACCUGGUACACGAAUGGGCAGUGGUGGAAGAAAACGCCAUCAAACCACCUCCACGUGGAGCUGAGUGGCAAAGGGAAAUACAGCUUCCAGUGCCAGACCCAAGGCUCUGAGCUCAGCCCUGCUGUUCACCUGACAGCCUCUUAUGACUGGCUGGCGCUGCAGGUGCCAACACGGGCAGUGCUGGAGGGGGACUCGCUGUCCCUGCGCUGCAGCGCCUGGAAAGACAAAAAGCUCAGCCAGGUGAAGUUCUUCCAUGACGGGAAGCUGCUGCAGGACAGUCGUGGGGACGAACUGCUGCUGUCCCCAGCAGAGCAGCAGCACAGCGGCAGCUAUCACUGCUCAGCCUACGUGCAUUUCUUCAGCACAGGAUUGAAAGCCUCUGCCCAAAUUGACCUCGUGGUGCAAGAGCUCUUCUCAGUGCCGGAGCUGAGCCUGCAGGGUCCCCAGGAGCCCCCCGAGGGCAGCGCCCUGACUCUGCUCUGCUCCACCCGUGGCAACGCGCUGCGGCCCCACGUCUCCCUGCAGCACCUCUUCUACCAGGAUGGGCGGCUGGUGGGGGGGCCGCAAUCGGCCCCCCAGCACCGGGUGCCGGCGCUGCUGCCGUCCCACUCGGGGUCCUACAGCUGCCAGGUGCAGACAGAGACGGGCAGCGUGCGGAAACGCAGCGCCCCCAUCACCGUCACUGUGAGAAGGAUUCCCGUGGCCGGGGUUUCCCUGCACUCCGAUCCCCCCGAUGCUCAGGUUCUGUUGGGUGACCGCGUGCUGCUGAGCUGUGCGGUGGCGGAGGGCUCCGGGCCGCUCUCCUUCUCCUGGCACCGGCAGAACCGCACGGGAGCGCUGGGCUCGGGGCCGCUCUACGAGCUGCAGGCGGCGCAGCUGGGGGACGACGACCGCUAUCACUGCACGGCCAGCAACGGCAUCAGCACGGCCAGCAGCCCGCAGCUGCGCCUCGCCGUCACACUGCCGGUGUCCAACGCCAGCAUCGCGGUGCUGGGGACGGAGGUGGGAGCAGAGCUGGAGCGGACGGCGGGCGAGGAGCUGAACCUGAGCUGCAGGGUGGGGGAGGGGACGGGGCCGGUGGGCUUCGUGUGGCUGCGGGACGGGCAGGAGCUGAGCAGGGGCCCCACGUGGCACCUGGGGGUGCUGGGGCCGCAACACGCGGGCACCUAUCAGUGCGUGGCCGCCAACAGCCUGGGGACCCGGCGCGUCUUCGAGGCCCGCAGCCCCGAGGUUCUCCUGGUGGUGACGCGGCAGGGAUGGGGACGGCGGCGGGCGCAAGUCCUGGCUGCAGGGCUCCCCGCGUCCCUCCUGGUGCUGCUGGCCGUCGCUGCUGCGCUCGCUCGGCACUUCUGGCGGCGGCGGCGCGGCGGUGAGAGCCACAAACGGGGGGCGGCGGGGUCCGACGCACGGGGGACAACGUGGGGACAACGUGGGGACAACGGGGCUCCCCCGGGGACGCUCACCGCCUCCUCUCCCCUUCCUGCAGCAGCCUCCAAGAGGCAGCACAGGGACCCCGCAGCCCCUCCUGGCCCUUCUUCCCCCCCCAUCCUCAGCACGGAGCCCUCGGAGCCCGACUACAUCAACGUGCCGCCGCGGACGCCGAGCGCCGAGGACGUGCUGUACUGCACCGUCACCAUCACAGAGCACCGGGGGGGCGCGUCCCCGCGGGGUCCCUCAGCCCCCCAGGAGGCCGCUGUCACCUACGCAGACCUCCGGGGGAUGCAGCAUCCGAGCGACAGCUACGAGAACCUCCCUCACCAAUAAACGCCGGUCGUUCGUUGCCCCAAAA